Molecule: messenger RNA, 969 nt
Organism: Strongyloides ratti
Lineage: Eukaryota; Metazoa; Nematoda; Chromadorea; Rhabditida; Strongyloididae
Product: Glycoprotein-N-acetylgalactosamine 3-beta-galactosyltransferase 1
Exons: 3
Coding region: 1-969 (322 amino acids)
Cellular component (GO): membrane
Molecular function (GO): N-acetylgalactosaminide beta-1,3-galactosyltransferase activity
Source: RefSeq, a predicted model, not a curated record
AUGGCUAUUUACUUAUUUGAUAAAAAAAAUCCAACAUAUAAAAAAGAAGAAAUUUUUAACAAUGAUGUUAUUAAUGAAACACCAGAUUUUCAUUCAUUUAGCAAUUAUUUUGCAUCAAACAUCACAAUAUUCUGCCUAAUUCAUACAAGUCCAAAAUAUAAAUAUUCAAGAGCACUUCCACAAAAAAAUACUUGGUUAAAAAGAUGUACAAAAUAUAUUUUUGUGUCAAUUGAAAAUGAUCCAGAACUUCCAUCUAUUAAAGGAAAUGAUUAUGAUGGACAUGAAUAUUCUAAUAUUCGUAUGAGAUUUGGUUUACAAUACAUUUAUGAUAAGUAUGGUGAUAAAUUUGAUUGGAUAUUUAAAGCUGAUGAUGAUAAUUAUGCAAUAAUGGAAAAUUUAAGGAUGUUUUUAAUGAAUAAAAAUCCAGAAAAUGACUAUUAUUUUGGAUUUCCAUUGGUAGAACCAAAUCAUAAUUCAGGUGUUGUUGCAUAUCAACAAGGUGCAGGAUUUGUUUUAAGUAAAAGUUCAUUUAGAAAGCUUGUAACUAUUGCAUUUAAAAAUCCAGAACUUUGUAGUAACCAACCAGAUGCACCUGAUGAUGUUGAAUUUGGGAGAUGCCUUAAAAAUAUAGGAAUCCCAUUGUCAGAAUCAAGAGAUAUUAAUGAUAAACAACCUUUUAUUGCAACAAACAUUGAAGAAGCAAGUACUUUCAAGAAAAAAUUUAGAUGGAAUUGGUUUAAAACCCAUUCAACUAAAGAAUAUCCAAUGGGAUAUUAUGCAUUGUCAACUUUUCCUAUAAAUUUUCAUUAUGUUAGUGGUGAUAAUAUGUAUGCAUAUGAAUAUGUAUUUUAUCAAGCAAAUGUAGCUGGAAGACAAAAUCCAAUGUUUGAUUCAUCUUCAGAAAAUGAUAUUGAAACAAUUUAUAAACAGGUUAAAGAUUAUUCACAAAAAAUCUAUAAGCCAUUGUAG